AAAUUAAACAAAAUUUAAGUGUAUAUUCUUCUCUUCUGUCUCCGCCGUGUAGACAACGAAACGACAGUGAAGAACAAAGAACCUCAAUUCAAUUCUUCCACAGAUAUUUAUACUUGCAAGGCCUAGGACGCAUGGGGAAGAUAAAACCACAAGCUCUUUUGCUGCAAAGCAAAAAGAAGAAGGGGCCAAGUGGAAUUAGUGUCCCUACGAUUAUGCUAUAUGGGUUAAUUGUUUCUGUAAUGGUGUUUUUCGUGUUUGCUACUUAUAGACACUGGUCUCGAAGGUCAAUGAUUCAGACACAGGAUGACUUGUCAACCACUGAGGGUGAAAAUACGUUUAUUGAGCAUAAGAGAUCUGAUGUCGAUGGCCCUGCUUAUGCUCUCAUAACCACCUCAAAAGGAUUGAUUACAGUGGAACUUUACAAGGAUGGUUCUCCUGACAUUGUUGACGAAUUUGUUGAUUUCUGUCAGAAGGGCCACUUCAAAGGGAUGCGAUUUAAUCGUGUAAUAAAGCACUUUGUAAUCCAUGGUAGUAAAGUUGAUAAAUCUGAAGGUACAGAAGAUUGGACUUCGAGGGGAAAGCAUUACAGUCGACUAGACACAAGCCUGAAGCACGAAGCAUUUAUGCUUGGUACUUCAAAAACAAAACAUGAAAGCGGAGGAUUUGAUCUGUUUAUAACAACUGCACCAAUUCCAGAUCUGAAUGACAAGAUCAAUGUAUUUGGGCGUGUAAUAAAGGGAGAGGAUAUCGUGCAGGAAAUUGAAGAGGUAGAUACAGAUGACCAUUAUCGACCCAAAACUCCUGUUCAGAUUAACGAAUUGACUCUGAAAUACAGCACUUGAAGGUUGCACUGUCCAUAACAUGAAGUUCUUUUUAUCCUCAUUGAAUGACGUCUGCAGCACAAACGUUCACUUGCGAUCUGGAUUGGACACCAUCAUUUACUGAUCUUAAAUCCACGGUAUUGACAUGACGCGGCUUGCCAUCGAUGCUUCUGGUGUAAAAAUUUGGAUAUGAUAUUCCAUCUGUAUAAUUUUUUAUUUUAUUUUUGGUUUCUUCCCAAAUUUUCCCCUUAGGCUAAUGUUCAGAUGUUAUUUUAUAACAUAAUAUGUUUAGAGAAAAAAACUAUCUUGAGUAUUCUGGUUUGCCUUCUAAUAUUUUUGGUUUACUAAAUUAACUCUAUUAAUUUGUUUUUAGUUUCGUAUUCUUCGUUA
Solanum dulcamara is the source of this 1211-nucleotide messenger RNA. Its product is annotated as peptidyl-prolyl cis-trans isomerase CYP21-4-like. Gene Ontology annotation, molecular function: peptidyl-prolyl cis-trans isomerase activity. Lineage: Eukaryota; Viridiplantae; Streptophyta; Magnoliopsida; Solanales; Solanaceae. The coding region runs from base 132 to 842 and encodes 236 amino acids. Gene Ontology annotation, biological process: protein peptidyl-prolyl isomerization. The transcript is spliced from 8 exons. The record is from RefSeq and is a predicted model, not a curated record.